GACCAAGCGCGCUGCAAAGCAGAAGCCGGCUUAGGUCGAACUGAGCCUCAGGGCGGUCAGGGGAGCAGCGACAAGGACAAGCCCAGGAGGUUCUCGGAGUCCGGCAUAACUGCCUCUUACUCAGUCCAAGGACAGGUUGAGGUCCGACACAAAGAGACCAGGGUCGGGCUUUUCCUGGAACGCCUCUGCCCUGCCCUUGGCUUCUGAGGACAGACAAAAGAGCUCCCUAGGGACGGGCACGCUGGGGGCGCUGAGGUCGGCCAUGGUCAUGGAGGUGGGCAUCCUGGACGCCGGAGGUCUGAGGACGCUGCUGCGGGAGCGCGCGGCGCAGUGCCUGCUUCUGGACUGCCGCUCCUUCUUCGCUUUCAACGCCGGCCACAUCGCCGGCUCCGUCAACGUGCGCUUCAGCACCAUCGUGCGGCGCCGGGCAAAAGGCGCCAUGGGCCUGGAGCACAUCGUUCCCAACGCCGAGCUGCGCGGCCGCCUGUUGGCCGGAGCCUAUCAAGCAGUGGUGCUGCUGGACGAGCGCAGCGCCGCCCUGGACGGCGCCAAGCGCGACUGCACCCUGGCCCUGGCGGCGGGCGCGCUCUGCCGCGAGGCGCGCGCAGCGCAAGUCUUCUUCCUGAAAGGAGGCUAUGAAGCGUUUUCGGCUUCCUGCCCCGAGCUCUGCAGCAAACAGUCGACCCCCACGGGGCUUAGCCUUCCCUUGAGUACUAGUGUUCCUGACAGCGCAGAAUCUGGAUGCAGUUCCUGCAGCACCCCGCUGUACGAUCAGGGUGGCCCAGUGGAGAUCUUGCCCUUUUUGUACCUGGGCAGUGCCUAUCAUGCAUCCCGAAAGGACAUGCUGGAUGCCUUGGGUAUCACCGCCUUGAUCAAUGUCUCGGCCAAUUGUCCUAACCAUUUUGAGGGUCACUACCAAUACAAGAGCAUCCCCGUGGAGGACAAUCACAAGGCAGACAUCAGCUCCUGGUUCAAUGAAGCAAUCGACUUCAUAGAUUCCAUCAAGAAUGCUGGAGGAAGGGUAUUCGUCCACUGUCAAGCAGGCAUCUCCCGGUCAGCUACCAUCUGCCUUGCUUACCUCAUGAGGACUAACAGAGUGAAGCUGGACGAGGCCUUUGAGUUUGUCAAGCAGAGGCGGAGCAUCAUCUCCCCUAACUUCAGCUUCAUGGGCCAGCUGCUGCAGUUCGAGUCCCAGGUGCUGGCUCCCCACUGCUCAGCUGAAGCUGGGAGCCCUGCCAUGGCUGUGCUGGACCGAGGCACCUCCACUACCACUGUCUUCAACUUCCCAGUCUCUAUCCCUGUCCACCCUGCCAACAGUGCGCUGAGCUACCUUCAGAGCCCCAUCACAACCUCUCCCAGCUGCUGAAAGGCCACGGGAGGUGAGGCUCUUCGCAGCCUGCCGGACUCCAGCCUCCACAAGAGGGCAAAUGCAAUAACUCCAGGGAAGAGACUCAGGAGGGCUGGUCCUUAUUUAUUGAAUUUCACCCGGGUUCCACUGGGUUCCCAAGCAGUCACAAUGAUGACCUAGUGUCAGGACAUUUGCUGAACUCAGCACAUUUGGGACCAAUAUACAGUGGGUACAUCAAGUCCCUCUCUGACAAAACUGGGCGGAAGAGAAAGGACACAGAGCUGGUUUCUUUUGACUUGCCCCUAUGCUUGACAUACGUACCAGUAUUACCAUUCCUAAUGACAUAUACAUACAAGAAUAUACCUUAUUUAUUUUUGUGUAGGUGUUCUGCCUUCACAAAUGGCAGUGUCUACUCCUAGGAGAACCAAAUACCUCAAUUUUUGUGUUUGAGUACUGUACUGUCUUGUAAAUAGACCCAAAGCAGGUUUGUUUUCAGCACUGAUGGAAAACACCAGUGUUGGUUGGUUGUUGUUUUUUUUUUCAAUUGUAUGUUUGCUGAUUAUUAUUUAUGACCUGAAAUAAUAUAUUUCUUCUUUAAGAAGACAUUUUGUUACGUAAGGAUGACCUUUUUUAUACAGCAGAAUAAAUUAUGGCAUUUCUAUUGA
Molecule: messenger RNA, 2013 nt
Organism: Cavia porcellus (domestic guinea pig)
Lineage: Eukaryota; Metazoa; Chordata; Mammalia; Rodentia; Caviidae
Gene: Dusp1
Product: dual specificity phosphatase 1
Exons: 4
Coding region: 263-1366 (367 amino acids)
Biological process (GO): endoderm formation; negative regulation of p38MAPK cascade; protein dephosphorylation
Cellular component (GO): nucleus; cytoplasm
Molecular function (GO): MAP kinase tyrosine phosphatase activity; MAP kinase tyrosine/serine/threonine phosphatase activity; protein tyrosine/threonine phosphatase activity
Source: RefSeq, a predicted model, not a curated record